This is a messenger RNA of Coregonus clupeaformis (lake whitefish), 1883 nucleotides long. RefSeq names its product chromosome 20 C1orf53 homolog (gene c20h1orf53). Bases 1084 to 1548 code for a protein of 154 amino acids. Lineage: Eukaryota; Metazoa; Chordata; Actinopteri; Salmoniformes; Salmonidae. The record is from RefSeq and is a predicted model, not a curated record. The transcript is spliced from 3 exons.
UCCAUUGAAAAUGAUUUGAGAGGCAAAUAGCUCUCUAUUAGGAUAAACCCUCACAUUAGUGGCAUUUGUAAGGGUAUACAGUAACAGUUCUGUCCAAAGGAAAUUUACACAAUUCCACAUUACCACAAAUAGCAUUAAUGUUGGAUUCAGGAUCAAAAUAAACAACACUUCAAAAAGAAACUUGUGAAUCCAUUUACAGACAUGCACAGGCAAUGUUGUGAUUCAAGAAACAAUAAAAUACAUAUCCUAUACUGUACAUUUCUAAUUAAAACAUUAAACAUAGGCUAUGGUGAGGAUGACUGUACAAAAUGUAAUAAAUGUGGUAUAAAAUAAAAUCACCCUCCCAAACAUGAAACCAUUUCAGUGAAGUGCUCACAUCCUCUGCACUUCCCGACCACAUACUGUCACUCAAAACCAGUUGUCACAUUACAUUAGCUGGAUAUACAGUAGACACAUAGCAAACAGCCAUGGCUUAGAGCAGUACAUAACCUUGAAAGGACCAAUAAUUGUCCACUCAUCAACUUUAUGUUUUAAAUGUGUAGUGCAGAAUGCAUGCAUUCUACAGUAAGACUGGCUACAUUGCUGGUUUCUAUAGGCCGGUCUCAAUCAGUGAUCUUGUUAAUUUGUUGAAAUCCUUGAUUUUGUGAGAAAUACUGUAGGGCCUAGCAUAUGGGAACAAUCUUUAUGGAGAAUUCCAGUUUGCUACAAUAGCUUUUUUUUUUACCCCAUGUUGAAUUUCUAUGAAUCUCAUAGCAAUACAACUUCCAUCCAGUAGGGGCGCCGUGAAGCUAGGACUGCUGCAUAGUCACAUGCCAAGUGUCGACAAGGACAGAGGAAACUCAUGAUACAAUGUAUCGAUGAUAGACAUUAAUCGGUUACAUUCUAGCCUACAAGUUUGCUGUAGCUGUUUCAUUUUUUUUUGUGUGUGUAAUAAGCGUGUGCUUGAAUUUUGGAUGGCAACAUUGUCGUAUGAUGUUACCACUGCAACAUAGCCUAGUAGUAGCCUAGGCUAGUAGUUCUCAACUCGAAAGUCGAAUAAGUAAACAUCAGAUAUAUUAGUCGCCUAUUUUCUUUAGCAAUAUUAUGUUGUUUUGCCAAUGUUUCCAGCGUGCGACAUUACUCCGCGGGUUGAUCCUGCAACGUUCUAAACGAUCAGUUAAAAUCAUGUCAACUCAGGACGCCUCACAACACGAUUUUAACCAGAAGCGAUUGAUAGCAAACAAUAGCGGAUCAUUACAGAUCCAUACAACUAAAGAAGACUCGGAUACCGGUGUCAAGACAAGCAACGACAUGCAAGAAACAAACAGAAAAACAGACAAACUGUUCACAGAGGAAGAACUUGCCAUACAGAAAUUACACAGAGAAGCAUGUGAGGCUAAGAGGCAGAUGUACACAGACCCAGGCAGCGGGUACAAGGUGUUCACAGAGUUUGCCCACCGCCAGAGAGGAAAGUGCUGCGGCACCGCCUGUAGACAUUGUCCAUUUGGCCAAGUUAACGUGAAAGACCCAGCCAACAAGAAACAGUUUAACUCAAUAUUUUAUGUAUAAUGCACCAAGCACACUCUGGUUCAUUGUGCUAGGCAUUAUAUUGUCUGCGUACUGUGUUGUUAUUUUGAACGCUUUCAAUUGUGUGUGUCUCUUUUCAGAACCAUGCUAAAUGAUGUAAUUCAGAGUGGUGUGUGUGUUUUUUUCAGCACCAUGCUAAAUGAUGUAAUUCAGAGUGGUGUGUGUGUUUUCAGCACCAUGCUAAAUGAUGUAAUUCAGAGUGGUGUGUGUGUGUUUUCAGCACCGUGCUAAAUGAUGUAAUUCAGAGUGGUGUGUGUGUUUUCAGCACCAUGCUAAAUGAUGUAAUUCAGAGUGGUGUGUGUGUUUUCAGCACCAUG